AUGGGCAGCACGUGCCUAAGCGGGUCAGUUGACGGAGUGCUCUCGCUCGGCAACUUGAUACUGCCUGCAGACGGCUCUCCUCUCCUUAGCUUUCUCUCGCGCCGUACAUGUACUCGCUCAUCGCUUCGCUGCACGGUGUCAGGCACAACGCUGUCCGACGCCAACGUCGCCGACCGGGACCGCCUCAUCCUCACCACGAUUGCGUCGCCGACAGCGCUUGGCAAGGCUCUCGCCGCGCUCGGGUCUGCCUCUGCUACGCUCGAGCGGUUUGAGGCGGCGGUUGCUGCUGGCGACGCGCCGCACGAGGAGGAGCUCACGCGCCUGUUUGAGCUUGUCGACGCGGCGCCUCUCGACGGGCUGAGCGAGGCGCAGCGGGGGGAGUGCCGGAGACGCCGAAAGGCGAUCGUGGCCCGGUUGGAGGCACUGACCGGCUGGCUGCUGUGCGGCCGGCCUUGCCUAGGCAGGAGCAGGGAGUAA
Molecule: messenger RNA, 477 nt
Organism: Emiliania huxleyi CCMP1516
Lineage: Eukaryota; Haptophyta; Isochrysidales; Noelaerhabdaceae
Exons: 3
Coding region: 1-477 (158 amino acids)
Source: RefSeq, a predicted model, not a curated record